Cuscuta campestris is the source of this 656-nucleotide messenger RNA. NCBI's taxonomy places the organism in Eukaryota, Viridiplantae, Streptophyta, Magnoliopsida, Solanales, Convolvulaceae. The record is from the annotation of a GenBank genome assembly.
AAUAUGGCCAGCACUAAACAGAAUGCGCAGGUUGGAGGUUCAAUCCAAAAACCAAUUCUCCGAUCCUCUCCAAGGCACAAGAAACCUGAAGGUCUUUCAGACCGUAAUGAACUGCAAUGUCAUAGUUCCCCAAAACCCAAGCUCCGAAAAUCUCCCAGGCUUAAAAGAAAAUAUCGGCCGAGCACUUUGACAGUGGUGCAGGCAUUGAGUGGCUCAAGGUCAAAGAAUGUGCAAAGCCAUUCUACUCCCUUGCCCGUCACCCCAAAGCCAAAGCCUAUAUCUGACAAUGUACAAAAACAGAUCAAGCAGAAGAGAAAGCGGGAAGAAUUCGAAAGUGAAAGUGUCGCCAAGCCUUCUGGGGGUGGGUUGAAACUCCGAAAACGUGGAUGUGUUUCAAUGCACCGCGUUGUGAAACGUAAGAUAAAUGGACAGAAACCAACGGUUUUGUUUAAUGAUAAGGGACAACCGUAUGGCGUGGCUGCUGCAGAGAUGCAAUCUUAUAUUGGAGUAUUGGCAAGGACAAAAGCUCCAAUAUGGUUUGACAUUUGGAGGCAAGUUCCGGUAACCAUCAAGAACAAGAUUUGGAAAUCUGUCACGGUAAAUAUAACCAUACUAACACUUGACUAGUGCUUACAAAAUAAAUAACUUGAUCAUUA